GCGGGGCUUACGACACGUCACGUAUAUGUAUAUAGUCGGAGAGCCUCCCUGCCACCCAGCGUGUGCCUCUCUGAGUAUCAAAUGCAGACCUCCAGGCAAGUUACACUUCUCCGAGAGACGUCACUGCUCGGUUUGUAGCAGAUGUACCGAUAGACACACCCCUGCGCCACCGGAACAUUCAAACACCGUCAGUCCAGGGGCGUGUCCGGGGACACGGGUGCAUGGGGUGGCACCCUACCUGAUCACCAACCACCAGGAGCUGAGUACAUGUACUCGAGUUCUUCACUGAAAUACACGUUAUUGUACUGAAUCCAAGUAUUUCAGUUUUACUGAGCUGUGCUGGAGCAGUUCAUCAUCAGUGACAAUGAGGAGGUCACAGCAGGUGGAGGAAGACGAGGCGCUGGCCCGACGCCUGCAGCUAGAAGCCGACUCAGAAUUUGCUGGGGUGGAGCAGAUCUCCAUCACUGAGGAGCAGCAGGCUGCGGUUCGUUUACAGCAGAUGGAGGAAGAUAAGCUGCUGGCCCGACGGCUGCAGGCGGAAGACGACUCAGACAUCGCUGUGGUGGAGCAGAUCUCCAUCAGCGAGGAGGAGGAGGCUGCGGCUCGUUCGCAGCAGCUGAGGGAAGACGAGGCGCUGGCCCGACGGCUGCAGGCGGAGGACGACUCGGACAUUGCUGCGGUGGAGCAGCUCGCCAUCAGCAAGGACGACGCCAUUUGUUUCCAGCAGGCGGAGGAUGACGAGGAGCUGCAGGUGGAGUCUGGCUCAGAGAUCGCUGUGGAGGAGCAGAUCUCCAGCUGCGAGGAGGAGGAGGCUGCAGUUCCUUCACAGCAGGUGGAGGAAGACGAGGCUCUGGCCCGAAGGCUGCAGGCGGAGGACGACUCAGUGAUCGCAGCGGUGGUGGAGCAGCUCGUCGUCAGCGACGAAGAGGAGGAGGCCACUGGUUUACAGCAGGUGGGGGAUCACAAGGAGCUGCACCGACACCUACAGGUUCGGCUGGACCAAGUGGAGCCCACGCUGCACAGCAGACACCGUCACCACCUCCAUUAUCACCACCUCCAUCAGCUUCAUCAUCAUCGCCUCCACAGGGGUCAUCCCACAGAGCGCCGCUGGAUGAUUCAGGUGGCCUCCGGAGAAGAUCUGAUUGGUCAUCGCGGGAGUAGGGACGCCACAUCUAAUGACGCUGAGGGAAACGACUACGAGUCUCUGCUGGAGCUCGAGGAGCAUCAGGGCGCCGUGAGGACCAAUCAGCUGAGUGCGACGGAUAUCCAGAGGUUUCCCACCAAGGUGUUCCGGAGAUGCGGCGGCAGCGGCGGUAACACACAGUGUCAGAUCUGUUUCUGCGACUACAGCGACGGCGAGAAGCUGAGGAUGCUGCCCUGUUUCCAUGACUACCACGUCCACUGUAUCGACCAGUGGCUGAAGGAUAACCCCACCUGUCCAAUCUGCAGAGUCAACCUGGCCGACAAAGACGCCAUCGCCCCCCCCGACCUCUGACCUUGUUUCUACUGUUUCCUAUGGGAGCAGACAGGAAGGAAGGAAAGAGGACUCACACUUGUUUUUGUUUUGAAUACUUUAAUUUAAAGGUUUCGCUCGGUGGUCAUGUGACCUCAGGAUUAGAACCGUAAACCUCAGAGCCGUUCGUGUCAUCGUCGCAGUUUAGUCCUCGUAGUAGCACUUCUUCAUCGCUCUGUACUUCCUCAGGUAGUAAAGUGCCUCCAGCUCCCGGGCCAUGUACUCGCCACGCGCGA
This is a messenger RNA of Oreochromis niloticus (Nile tilapia), 1749 nucleotides long. RefSeq names its product E3 ubiquitin-protein ligase RNF6. The transcript is spliced from 14 exons. Gene Ontology annotation, molecular function: ubiquitin protein ligase activity. Gene Ontology annotation, biological process: protein ubiquitination. Lineage: Eukaryota; Metazoa; Chordata; Actinopteri; Cichliformes; Cichlidae. The coding region runs from base 365 to 1495 and encodes 376 amino acids. The record is from RefSeq and is a predicted model, not a curated record.